UCAAAGGGCAGCUGUCCACUAUAAAUGCCCUGUUUUCUUCUGUCUGGACUUGUGUCUGCUCACAGCAUCAUUUCAAACCAAGACAAGCUAGAAGGAGGCUGACUAGUUGAUGCCAUCUUCUCUUUACUUUUCAACGUGACUUAACGCUACAGUGGAAACACCGCUUGUCAAAAAUGGAAUGCUUGGCAUGGCUCGUCCUUUGCGCGCUCCUCAUCUGCUUUUUCAGGCUUGGCAGUUCGGAGAAACUGUCGCGCCAUUCCCGGUAUCACAAGAGCGCACCCGAGUCCAGUUUAGGAAAUCUAAAUUCGUACCAUCCCAGCAGGUACCCUCUCUACAUGAUGCAGCUGUACCGCUCCUUCAAGGCUGCAGACUCCUCACAGUCCACGGCUGUCAACACCGUCGGCGCAGCCGAUGCCAGCCACUUACUGCGGCAUUCUGACUCAGUCAUCAGUCUCAUAGCAAAAGGUUGCCAUCAAGUGGGUGAGAAAUGGACCGUCACUUUCGACAUGUCCUCCAUCUCUGCGACUGACGAUGUCCAGCUGUCAGAGCUUCGGGUCAGACUACCAGCUUUCUCCGCCUCCAAGCGCGUCACAUUGGACAUUUAUCACUCGCGAAAGCAGGACUGCGAGUCUGACACUGAAAUGUGCCGUGACGAGCGCCUUCUCUUGGGCAGCUUUGGCGCAUCGCCCAGUGACACCAAGUCUCCAUUGAACGUUUUCAAUGUAACAGCUCUGCUCAAAUAUUGGUUGCACCAGGGAGACGCAGUGACGGAGAGUCAAGAAGCAAGAGUUGGAGAUGUGAUGGAGGAAGAUCACGGGAGUGGGGUAGAUGGAGAGAUCGACAUGCCCUACAUUAAGCAUUUUACGCACAGGCGAAGGAAGGUUCACCAUCCGACAGCCGAACGGGUUAUGAUGGUUGUCUUCUCCAAGCACAACCUGCCUCGGGAUGGCGAGAGCGCACCCACUCUCAUCCGUACUGUGGAGCACUCCAAAUACGCAAUUUUGGACCAAGUCAGCGAUGAAGCUCAAGGGCGACGCCACAAGAGAAACCGAAUGGAGAGAGUGCGGAUGGCUGGCGGAAUUGCAGCGAAUGCUACUGGGUCACUGGCUGAAGCCGUCCAACGCCCACUAUGUCGGAAGGUGGACAUGUGGGUAGAUUUCGACCAGAUCGGCUGGAACGAGUGGAUUGUGUAUCCAAAGCGCUACAACGCGUUCCGUUGCGAGGGCGAGUGCCCUACUCCGGUGGAUGAAUCCUUCAGUCCCACCAACCAUGCAUACAUGAAGAGCCUGUUGAGACUGUUCCAUCCGGAUCGUGUGGAGUGUCCCUCCUGCGUGCCUACGCGCCUCAGCCCGCUGUCCAUGCUGUACUAUGGUGAUGAAGACCUGGUGUUACGGCAUCAUGAGGACAUGAUCGUGGAGGAGUGUGGCUGUCACUGAUACCCCAGCCAUGUUACCUCACCCUGUAACCAAAAAUACCACUUAUUUAAAACGCUUCACUUAGAAUGGCAUGUUGUGCAUCAUGAAAUGACUAUUAUUGAAGGUGUCCAUCUGAUUCAAUUUAUACUUCAGGCUGUUUGUGGUCUGUAACAUGGAAGAUCCAUUUCUUUGAUACUUACUAUAUCUUAUACAGUCAUCAUAUCAGGUGUUCUUAUCUGAAACAGCAUUGCAUCUUAAUGUGUCCUUAGAUUGAGCCAAUGUAUUUACUUUAUGAUAAAGAUGUACUGUUAUUUAUUUGAAUAUUUCAAGAAGAAAGACUUCACUUUUUGGGUCGUACUUUGGCUGUAUGCAUUUAUAUCUAUAUAU
Molecule: messenger RNA, 1802 nt
Organism: Oncorhynchus keta (chum salmon)
Lineage: Eukaryota; Metazoa; Chordata; Actinopteri; Salmoniformes; Salmonidae
Product: nodal homolog
Exons: 3
Coding region: 174-1436 (420 amino acids)
Biological process (GO): BMP signaling pathway; SMAD protein signal transduction
Cellular component (GO): extracellular region
Molecular function (GO): type I activin receptor binding; cytokine activity; growth factor activity
Source: RefSeq, a predicted model, not a curated record